This is a messenger RNA of Aplosporella prunicola CBS 121167, 2393 nucleotides long. RefSeq lists its product as uncharacterized. Gene Ontology annotation, molecular function: spermidine transmembrane transporter activity; urea transmembrane transporter activity; putrescine transmembrane transporter activity. The transcript is spliced from 3 exons. Gene Ontology annotation, biological process: putrescine transport; urea transmembrane transport; spermidine transport. Gene Ontology annotation, cellular component: plasma membrane. The record is from RefSeq and is a predicted model, not a curated record. Bases 18 to 2021 code for a protein of 667 amino acids. NCBI's taxonomy places the organism in Eukaryota, Fungi, Ascomycota, Dothideomycetes, Botryosphaeriales, Aplosporellaceae.
AAUCACUCGUCGCAAACAUGGAUGUUGCUCCUCCAUUGAGCCAGGCCUAUGGCUAUGGCAUCGUCGUCGGUCUCGGUUUUCUCUUCUCGCUGGGAAUGAUUCUCACCACAUGGAUUCUCAAGAAAUAUCAAGGUGAGGAACAGACUAGUGAGAUGUUCAGCACUGCCGGGCGCACUGUCAAGUCUGGUCUUGUGUCAUCCGCCGUUGUCUCCUCGUGGACAUGGGCUGCCACGCUACUGCAGUCCUCGGGAGUUGCAUACCGCUAUGGUGUCUCUGGUCCCUUCUGGUACGCAUCCGGUGCCGCUGUCCAGAUCCUUCUUUUCUCAACCCUUGCCAUCGAGCUCAAACGUCGGGCUCCGAAUGCCCAUACCUUUCUCGAAGUCAUCCGAGCUCGCUAUGGACCAAAAACACAUGCCGUAUACAUUAUCUUUGGCCUUAUGACCAACAUCCUCGUCACCGCUAUGCUCCUUACUGGCGGUUCCGCCGUGGUUUUCAGCUUGACGGGAAUGCACCCCGUAGCCGGCUGUUUUUUGCUGCCCUUGGGAGUCAUCCUAUACACCUUGUUCGGUGGUAUAAAAGCCACUUUCCUUACUGAUUAUGUACACACGGUCGUCAUCCUCGUCAUCAUAUUCCUCUUCGCCUUUUCCGCUUACGCUACCGGUGACGUUCUCGGCUCUCCAAGCCGUGUCUACGACCUCCUCAUCGAAGCUUCUGCUGCCCAUCCAGUCGAAGGAAACGCCAAUGGCAGCUAUCUGACCAUGCGUUCCAAGGAUGGAAUCAUCUUCUUCGUCAUCAACAUCGUCGGCAACUUCGGCACCGUCUUCUGUGACAACGGCUACUACAACAAAGCCAUCGCCGCCCACCCGGUAUCAGCUCUACCAGGCUAUAUCAUGGGCGGCCUCUCUUGGUUCGCCAUCCCCUGGCUCUGCUCCACAACAAUGGGCCUUGCAGCUCUCGCAACCGAGUCUUUCCCGUCCUUCCCCACCUACCCAUCUCGCAUGGCUUCCGACGAUGUCACCGCCGGCCUCGUGCUCCCUUACGCCGCCGUCGCCAUCCUCGGCUCAGGCGGCGCCAUUGCCACCCUCAUCCUCAUCUUCAUGGCCGUCACCUCCGCCACCUCCGCCGAGCUGAUCGCCGUGUCCGGCAUCUCGACUUACGACAUCUACCAGACCUACAUCAACCCACUCGCCACCGGCCGCGCCCUCAUCUUCGCCGCCCACAGCUCCGUCAUCGCUUUCGGCCUCGCCAUGGCAGCUUUCUCCACCGGCCUCUACUACGCCGGCAUCUCCAUGGGCUACCUCUACCUUCUCAUGGGUGUCAUCGUCUCCUCGGCCGUCCUCCCCGCCUCGCUCACCCUCCUCUGGCGCAAGCAGAACCGUGCCGCCGCGACCCUGUCUCCGCUGCUCGGCCUGGCAACCAGCCUGGUCGCCUGGCUCGUGACAGCGAAGGCGCAGUACGGUAGUCUUACAGUUGAGAGCACUGGCGCGAACGACCCAAUGCUCGCCGGUAACGUGGCUGCCCUGCUGUCGCCUGCUGUCUACGUCCCUGUCCUCACCUUCCUGCUCGGGCCGGACGACUACGACUGGGCGUCGAUGCGCUGCGGCAUCCGCAAAGCCGAUGACGACACCGACGCGAGCGACUCCGAUCCGGAAAAGAAACUGGCUGCCAUCACUGCGGAUGCAGACGCUGCUGCUGCUGCUAUCGCCACCGCCGCUGAUGAUGACGACGAGCAACGGUUACUGCUGCGCGCGUCGGCUAUCGCAAAGUGGACCACGGUGGCCAUGGCACUGGCGUUUUUGGUUCUCUGGCCGAUGCCGCUGUACGGCUCUGGGUAUGUCUUCAGCAAGCGCUUCUUUACCGGCUGGGUUGUUGUGGGCUUUGUCUGGCUAGGCUGCAGUGCUGCUUGCGUUGGCGUUUUCCCGCUGUGGCAGGGGCGAGGGUCGAUUGCGAGGAUGGCGGAGAGGGUGGUCAGGGAUGUGGUUAGGUUUGGGGGAGCGGGUAAAGUGUCUGGUUCUCUGUGACUUAUGGUUUAUGUGCUACGAAAUAGUAAAUGCUGUGCUUACCUAUAGCAGCUCGGUGGCUAUAACAAGUAAUGAUGCCUUUUUAGAGCCCCGAAGGAUUGACAUUUCAAUGCAAGAGGGCAAAUGCUAAACUUUCCUUUCAGCUCCCCGACUUUCAAAAUAUACUAACCACGGCGUUUUACAGCUGCUACUGUUGCUCCCUCCCCCGGCGCUAAUUUUUUCUCUUCCCAAAGGUCACUUAUUUUAAGUAUCGCAGACACAAGUGCAAGGUUGUUCAAAAUCCGAGGCGGAAUGGAAGUAAUGUGCACUCAAAUUUCCAACUAUCAUACAAGGACUUAGUAUCCGUUGUCCAAGAAGCCCUGCUGUAAGCCU